Mastomys coucha (southern multimammate mouse) is the source of this 2566-nucleotide messenger RNA. It is a transcript of the gene Ccdc28b, whose product is annotated as coiled-coil domain containing 28B. The coding region runs from base 1827 to 2435 and encodes 202 amino acids. The record is from RefSeq and is a predicted model, not a curated record. The transcript has 6 exons. Lineage: Eukaryota; Metazoa; Chordata; Mammalia; Rodentia; Muridae.
GCUGGGGUUAAAGGCGUGUGCCACCACUUCCCCGGCAAUACAUGUAAUUUAAAAAAAAAAAAAAAUUAGUAACUACUGAGAGGAAAAGUAGUUUUAAAGCAGGUGAGGUCCUGAAAAGAACAGACAGAAGUCAUGACCUCAUCCAAUGAUCAGUUGAACCUGUCAUGGGAGAACAUGCCUUUAACCCCAAAGGCCUGCAGAAGCAGGGUACUGAGACCUCUACAAAAAGAAAAAGAUUGCGUGUGAGUUUUGCAAGGCCCAGGAGAGUGAGGGAAGGUCAGGUUUGUGUUUAGGUAGUCCUCGGGAGGUUUGAAUAGACCUAGAGGACCUUAAGGACCUUUUGAAGGAAGGUGUGCAAACAGGCAGAGUAAGAGCUGAGCUACUGGGUCUGUGCCAUUGGCCCUCCUCAGGACACUGUGGUUCCUUAAUUCAGCUGGUUCCCUCUAAGGGAAACUAAGUGGCCUCACCCAGCACCGGUUCUCUCUCGGUUGGUUAGGCAGAAAAGAUGUGAAUGCUCAGCUUUAUAGGAGCUGUGCAUUGAUCCCUCCUAGCCAGAGGUGGUAGACAAAUAAUAAUCCGUGUACAUUGAGCACCACAUUGGUUCCAGAAGUCCUGUAGGGGUUUGAGAGGAUUCCUUUCCUGCUCCAAGUCAGGAGCUUCCAAUGGCUCUACAGAAGCUCCUCUGGCAAGCAGCUGAAGAUGGGAACCCCGGGUGCUUCUAGGCCUUCUGCCACUUUGAUGGAUGAGGUUGGCACCACUCCAGCAGUAAUCCUGAGAGGAAAGGGACAUCAUCGCCACUGUGUUUCCCUAAGUCUUGAAUCCAUGUUGCUUCCUAGAGCAGUUGGCAUGUUAAAAGCACCUGGAAAAGAUUUCAACGUUGGUGUCUGCAGAAGCAACCCCUCUGGGUGCCCACAGCCAGGGACCCAGGUCAGGGAAACCUACUGUUGUUGCUCAAGGAAAGGGAAGAUGAAUGCUUUGUUACCUAGGUCUGUUUAAUUCGAGCCUGCUGGGCAUCCCGGCUACUCUGUGGCAUCAGAUGCUGGUCUGGAGAUCUGAACCAGGAUCCUCUGCCAGAUCUUUAAAUAGCUGCCUCAUUGGUCGGACCUCCCUCCUGGCCAGCAGCACUACAACCAACAGUUCUGGGUAAGCCUCCUUCAGGAGCUCACGGGUCUCACCUCCUCCUGUUUGCUCUGGUUCUCCCUAUGUAGGAGGUGGGGAGAGGUCCUGUCAGUUCAUCAGCACUUACAGGCUAGGAGUAUCUGGAUGUUAUGGGACAGUGACAGUGACUUUGCCCAGGAAUGAGUGACAAUUGGUUAUUUUCAGUAAAAUCGGGAUAACAAUUAUGUCUCGGGAUUAAAAGGAUUAAAUGUACAUAAAAGACUUCACAGGGCACUUGGGUACCGAUUGUCUUUGUUUCUUCUGGUGCCUGCUCCUGAUCUUUCUCAUAUAUUUAUAUAUUGCCUAUGCUGACACAUUCAUUUAUUCCCAUCAUUCUCCUCCUGCAAACAAAGCCACCACCAUUUUGUAAGGGGUUCCCUCCGAACAUGACAAAGAAAGGAAAUUAUUUUAAAUUCAUAUCCUGUAACUGACAGUGUUCCUUUAAUUUCAUGUGGGAGGUAGGUAAGAGGAACUGUUAAAUCUCCUCAGCUCCUAGUGAUUCCAAAGAGGGCUACUUUCUCUUUAAAUGCAAAUCAUCUCCAGCCAGCUUAGCUCCCUCCAGCUCUAGUUCCCCGGAGGAGAGAGAAAGCUGGGUGGAGUGGAGGGAGAUUGCAAAGAAGCACUGUUCCAGACCCCAAACCUCCAGACCUGAGUUCCAACAACACCCAAUGGAAGACAAAAAGAAGAAACGGAGCCCUAAGCCCUGCCUGACCCAACCAGCACAGGCCCCAGGCACACUGCGCAGAGUCCCUGUGCCCACCAGCCACAGUGGCUCCUUAGCUCUGGGACUCCCUCAUUUGCCAUCACCCAAGCAGCGAGCCAAGUUCAAGAGAGUAGGUAAGGAGAAAUGCCGACCAGUGCUGGCUGGAGGUGGAGGUGGAGGUGGCUCAGCAGGCACGCCCCUGCAACACUCUUUCCUGACAGAGGUGACUGAUGUCUAUGAGAUGGAGGGGGGCCUACUGAACUUGCUCAAUGACUUUCAUUCAGGCCGCCUGCAGGCCUUUGGGAAGGAAUGUUCCUUCGAGCAGUUGGAGCAUGUUCGGGAGAUGCAGGAGAAGUUGGCCAGACUGCACUUCAGCCUGGAUGUGUGUGGGGAGGAAGAAGAUGAGGAGGAGGAAGAGGAUGGGGUCACAGAAGGCUUGCCUGAGGAGCAGAAGAAGACAAUGGCUGACCGAAACCUGGACCAGCUGCUUAGCAAUCUAGAAGAUCUUAGCAAUUCCAUACAGAAGCUACACCUGGCAGAGAAUGCCGAGCCUGAGGAGCAGCCAGCGGCGUAGAAGUCGCUUAGCCUAGACUCUUCUGCUUCUCUCCUUCUCUUCAAACUGUGACUUUUUACGGAUUCGGGAGCCCCUAGGUGCUAUAGGGUCGGGGGGGGGCACUGAUUGGAAUUAAACAAAUGGAAAAGCGA